GUUGUACAUCGUGACAGACAGCGCAGUAGUGUGGAGUCCAAAGACUCUCGCGGCUAUUUAAUCGCACCGCCGGCUCGUCACUGCUUAUUCUUAACCUCAUGCAUUGAAAUGGUGAUCUUAUCUAAGGAACUUCAACCAAACGGCUCGCUCUGCCUCUUCUCCGGCUGAUUAUUAGUCGCCAUUGCGCAGUCAAUGUUAUUAAGAGUGUUUGCGCUCGCGUUGGUGCGCGUCGCUGCAGAUCAGUAGAGCACUAACGCUAGAGGUCUGUUUACACUGAGGACGCCUUAAAUUAAGCCUUAUCUCCAUAACCGACCCACAGAAGGACACUGACACCAUGUUUGAAACCAGAGGAAUCCCCUUUAUAUUGCUUGACGUCGCGUGCCUAAUACUCGCUGGCCUCCCGCUUGCAGCAUUUAACCUGGUUAAAAUCAAACCGUAUCAGCGGGGCUUUUUCUGUAAUGAUGAGAGCAUCAGCUAUCCCUUCCACUCCAGCACAGUCACCUCCACUGUGCUCUACACAAUGGGCUUCACACUUCCAAUUUGUAUUAUGAUCAUAGGGGAGUGCCUUUCAGUCUAUCUAAACCGCGUCAAAUCAAAGUCUUUCUGCAACAGUUAUGUGGCCUGUAUCUAUAAGGCCCUUGGCACCUUCGUGUUUGGUGCCGCCAUGAGCCAAUCACUCACUGACAUUGCCAAGUAUUCCAUCGGCCGGCUGCGGCCACACUUCCUGGAUGUGUGCAAACCGGACUGGACGAAGAUCAACUGCACAACAGGGGCUUACAUCGAGGACUUCAACUGCACUGGAGAUUUAACCAAGGUCAACGAAGGAAGACUCUCGUUUUACUCGGGACACUCCUCAUUCUCCAUGUAUUGUAUGCUGUUCCUGGCACUUUAUCUUCAAGCGAGAAUGCAAGCUGAAUGGGCACGGCUUCUUCGCCCCACACUCCAGUUCUUCCUGAUCGCCGCCUCCAUCUAUACGGGACUGUCCCGUGUCUCAGACUACAAACACCACUGGAGUGAUGUACUCGCAGGACUCAUACAAGGAGCCAUCGUGGCUUUACUAGUGGUUUUCUUUGUGUCGGAUUUCUUCAAAAAGAAAGUCGAACCACAGAAGGAGGCAGAGAUCCCACACACCACAUUACAAGAGACACCUACGAACGGAAAUCAUUAUGAAAACCCAAACUAAGCUACGAUGAGCCUCUGUGGAUGGGAAGGGGUUUCAGUGUGCACCCACUACGAGGGCAGACCACUAGGGUGGAAACCUGUGAAUGUAACCUUGCUUCAUGUUCUCCAGACGCUCUCCUCUGGGGAUUUCUUUAUGGACACUGUCCCACGUUGCCUUGGCUGGACUGCUUCUGCUGCUAUCACAGCUUCCUGUGUAUCUCUCCAAAAACUAAUAUUAAGCCACAAAAGAAAAACCUUUUUUUUUUAAUCUGUAUGAAAAAAAAAAAUCACUAUAUAUUCUUUUUUUUUUUUAUUAAAAUUGUUAAAAUUAUGUACAUUAUGUUGCGCUUUUAUGAUGGAAACAAAAACCCAUUAUGCUCGUUGACAAACACUAAUAAAACGGUUUCAUGUAAA
Carassius gibelio (silver crucian carp) is the source of this 1575-nucleotide messenger RNA. It is a transcript of the gene plpp1a, whose product is annotated as phospholipid phosphatase 1a. Gene Ontology annotation, biological process: phospholipid metabolic process; signal transduction; phospholipid dephosphorylation. The transcript is spliced from 6 exons. The record is from RefSeq and is a predicted model, not a curated record. Bases 335 to 1183 code for a protein of 282 amino acids. Gene Ontology annotation, molecular function: phosphatidate phosphatase activity. NCBI's taxonomy places the organism in Eukaryota, Metazoa, Chordata, Actinopteri, Cypriniformes, Cyprinidae.